Pseudozyma flocculosa PF-1 is the source of this 918-nucleotide messenger RNA. RefSeq lists its product as uncharacterized. Gene Ontology annotation, biological process: regulation of mRNA 3'-end processing; transcription elongation by RNA polymerase I; transcription antitermination. The transcript has 5 exons. Lineage: Eukaryota; Fungi; Basidiomycota; Ustilaginomycetes; Ustilaginales; Ustilaginaceae. The record is from RefSeq and is a predicted model, not a curated record. Gene Ontology annotation, cellular component: nucleus. Gene Ontology annotation, molecular function: RNA polymerase II transcription regulatory region sequence-specific DNA binding; zinc ion binding. The coding region runs from base 1 to 918 and encodes 305 amino acids.
AUGUCGGGAGGUGGCCUGAGCCUCGACGAGCUCAAAGACCUGCAGAAGCAGCUCUCCAAGCUCUCGUCGGGUGGCAAUGCCGAAGCCGUUCUCGCCAUCCUCCAGCAACUCAAGGCCGGACUGCAUCCCACCGAGGACAUCAUCCGUCAGUCCAAGAUUGGUGUGGCUGUGGGCAAGCUGCGAUCGCACGCCGACAAGUCGGUCGCAGACCAGGCAAAGGCUCUCGUCAAGGACUGGAAGUCGAUAGUAGACAAGCAGAGGAAGACAAAGGAUGCCGCUUCGACCACAAAGAGCCCCUCGGCGGCUCCGUCUCCGUCCGCAGCCGGUGCUUCGAACAGGACCCCUGCCUCGGUAGACGGGUCCGCCAAGGCGUCACCUGUCCCUCCGGCAAAGAUCGACUUUGACACGCUGGGCGACAAGGUACGCAACGCCUGCCUCAAGCUGCUUUACCAGAGCCUGGAGAUCGACAGAGAGGCACAGGGGCUGGACCCGUCUUCCCUCUUUCAAGUCGCCGUAUCGAUCGAGCGAGCUAUCCUCGAGAACCAGGGCAAGGGUUCCGUCACCCAAGAGUACCGCAGCAAGGUGCGAAGCCUGAGCCUGAACCUCAAGGACAAGAACAACCCGCAGUUGCGGGCCCGUGUCGCGAACGGGGAAAUUGCACCGGACAGGCUCGUCACAAUGACCAACGAGGAUCUGGCGUCUGACAAGAGGCGGCAGGAGAUCGAGGAGCUGCAGAUGCAGAACCUCUUCAAAGCCAAGGGCGCCGCCGCGCAAGAGGCCGAGACGGAUGCGUUCCAAUGCGGAAGGUGCAAGCAGAGAAAGACGAGGUACUACCAGAUGCAGACGAGAAGCGCAGACGAGCCCAUGACCACCUUCGUCACCUGUGUCCACUGCAACCACAAGUGGAAGUUCUGCUAA